Prunus persica (peach) is the source of this 750-nucleotide messenger RNA. RefSeq lists its product as uncharacterized. The transcript is spliced from 2 exons. Bases 51 to 500 code for a protein of 149 amino acids. NCBI's taxonomy places the organism in Eukaryota, Viridiplantae, Streptophyta, Magnoliopsida, Rosales, Rosaceae. The record is from RefSeq and is a predicted model, not a curated record.
CUCAAUAUAAGACGGGUCUCCAAAAUGAAAGUCAACAACUGCACGAGGAGAUGGCAACAAGAAGUGAAAAUAGUGAUACUGAAAGCAACGAGACCUGGAACAUUUCUGGCAAUGAAAUUAGAAGUGAAGGCAGUGAAGUUGUGUUUUUGGAAAACAACAACGAAGUUGUUCGAACAAUAUUGAGGACAAGAAGGAGGGGUGGAACCAUCAAAAUUGCUAACAAUAAAAUUAUUUCAACCGGAGGCGGGCGUGUUGGGAUUUGCAAAAUUGGCAAGAACUACUACAACUGGGGGGUAUUAAUAUUUCUUCUUGUUCUUAUUUUUGGAUUGGCAAAUUGGGAAAAAAGUACUGCAACUCAAAGACUAAGCAAUCAACAAGCUACAGUUGCCUUCAGACAAUUACCAAUGUCAGUGGACCUCAACUUGGGUACUCGAGCUGACUUAGAAGAUAACAAUCAAUAUCGUGAUUCAGAAAAUUACUUGGGAGAAGAAGAGCUUUAGUUCUACAUAUGAUGCGGAAAACAAUACAACAGAACUAGAUGAGUUGCUUUGCGAGAACAUGCAAUGCGAUGAUAUGGUGUACGUAAAGGCUGAUAACAUGUUUCAGGGUUUUUUUAGUUUUAAUGUUUUAGCUUUUCUUGACAAACUUGUAAAGUCAUAUGUAACCAAUCAAGCUCAUUAUAUUUAGACUAGGUUAUUAUAGUAUCAAGAUGGCUUUGUGGCUGUUUUCAAAUGUGGCAACUUGCAAUGA